AUGAUUUGAAUAAAAGUUUUGAUAAUAUUGAGGAAUAUGAAUUCUUCAAAAAGUAAUUGUUACAAUAAUUUCUCCCUCUGGAUCUGCUGUCAACCUUGACGAUUUCAAGGAUCCACAAGAGGAUUAUGAGGUAUUGGUAAUCGUUUGAGAAGGUUAUUCAGGCUGAGGGCUUCCCCUAGCGAAUGCAGAGGCUCUCCGGGUCUGUAAUAUUGUCAACCUGGUGAGGUCUUGAUGAAGUCGUUGUCGUCCAUUCUGCUCUCAAUUCACUUUUAUAGUUGAGGUACCACUCUGCUCAGUGUUCUGAAAAUUAGUCGACUGCUUUUGCUUAUGAAAUGUUCAUAACUGGAGUAUUCAAAAAUUUUAUUUCCUCAGAUGAGUUAGGCUGCUAAUUUUUCAGCAUGAAAAUUGUUUUAUGGCAUUCAUGACCAACUUCCCCAAGCUUGGGGAAACACUUGGAGGUCCUCUCAACUUCGUAAGUACAUGCAAAGUUAUAUGCAUAACAGUAGCAUUCUUUAGUCUUUUGGGGAUGUAAAAUCCCUACAAUUUUGAGGAAAAUUGGUAGAACCAAUAACUAUUGGAUCCUUAUACAUAAGACGACUCGUGUGGAGUAAAUCCUUCUGAGUGCAAUGCUUUGGGAGAUCUCUUGGGUUCUAAAUCGUAUCCGUGGAAUAGGUAUUAUU
Messenger RNA from Moneuplotes crassus, 680 nucleotides. The record is from the annotation of a GenBank genome assembly. Lineage: Eukaryota; Ciliophora; Spirotrichea; Euplotida; Euplotidae.